Molecule: messenger RNA, 3535 nt
Organism: Octopus sinensis (East Asian common octopus)
Lineage: Eukaryota; Metazoa; Mollusca; Cephalopoda; Octopoda; Octopodidae
Product: zinc finger protein 384-like
Exons: 3
Coding region: 693-1922 (409 amino acids)
Biological process (GO): regulation of transcription by RNA polymerase II
Cellular component (GO): nucleus
Molecular function (GO): DNA-binding transcription factor activity, RNA polymerase II-specific; RNA polymerase II cis-regulatory region sequence-specific DNA binding
Source: RefSeq, a predicted model, not a curated record
CAACGACAACUCUACUGACGACACUCCUCUGUCCCGGUCACAAACCCUGUCUGCAAUGCUGCCUUGUAACGGUUCGAUUCUCACAUGUGCUUCCUGGCCACAGCUAAGGCCGUAGUUAAUUAAAGUCACAUCGUUGGUUGCGUUAGUAAAUCGACUGAGUACGUCAGACAUGACAGUUGAAAUACGAAAUGUCUCCUCGAGACCUCAUCUCUCUCGGGAGAUGACAAGUUUCAUCCAAUUUGUCCUGGAUGCCAUUUUGGAGUUGGAAUUCCAAGACUCUCCACUUCUUCUGUCAACAAAGCAGCUUUCUCUGUGUCCUUCCCAGAUUUGAAAAAAAUAUCUUCAUUAAGAUCUUCCAGUAUUUUCUAUCAAUAUAAUUCCUGAUAUAUACUUAAGGUUCCAUCAAUCUGAUCAGAUUAUCGGAUUAUCAACGUGACUCCUUGUUAAAGACUUUUCUUCACAAAACAGUGAAUGGAAAUUUAGGCUUUCAGUCUCUUCUCAUAAAAUUAAUAUCCUAAGGUGCUGUUGGUCUUAAGAGAAUUGUCAUAAGAAAAGAUUUGUCUCAAGAGAAGGUGAAGGAGAAACAAGAAUACAGACAUUUUUGUUUGAAACAAGAAUUUAAAAUAUUGUUUGUUGCAUCCACUGGAAAAGUAAUUAAAGUGAACUUGCUUUGUUGUUUUGUGUGAAGAAUUAUGUUUUCUGUGCAGUCUGUGGGGAAACAACCACCAUUGAAUUAUUCUGAAGAAGAAAGUGUGGACGAUUCUAGUGCCAUAGCAUGCAACAUUGUUGCCAAUUUUGUUUCAAACACUAGCAAACCACCAGCCAAGAGAGAUAAACCUUUCAAAUGUGGUAUUUGUCGAAAAGGGUUUACGUUGAAGGCUUAUUUGAGUCGGCACCAACUUGCUCCGGAGGCUGGCAAACAUUUCAACUGUCCAUUUUGCUCAAAAGUAUUUCCUCAGAGAGACCGUCUUGACAAUCAUCAACGAACUCACACGGGAGAGAGACCUUUCACCUGUGACGUGUGCACCAAAGCUUUCUCUCAGAAAUCUCACCUGAACACACACAAGCUCAUCCAUACAGGUGUGAAACCCUAUCACUGUAGUUUGUGUCCGCGUGCGUUCUCACAGAAGGAUCAUUUGAUCAAACACCAUCGGACACACACUGGGGAGAAACCGUUCCACUGCCUCGUCUGCAAAAAGGCUUUCAGCCAACGCACGCACCUUAAGAAACAUGAGCUGAUCCACGCCAAUGGUGGCAGUGGCAAACGAGGAGGAGGAGGAGGAGGAGGAGGAAAUGUAGCCAAUCAGUUUCAGCAGCAUCAUCAUCAUCAUCACCAUCCACAUAACCAUCAACAUCAUCACCAUCACCAUCACCAGCACACACCUGUCAAUACGACAAAUUCAUGUCCUCACCACAUGCCAGCCUCACAACAGCAACAACAGCAGCAGCAGCAGCAGCAAUCACACGUGACUGGAUCCUGUCCUCAUCACACUCCGCAACAACAAACACAGCAACAACAACAGCAGCAGCAGCAGCAACAACAACAACAACAACAGCAACCGCAACAGCCACAACAACAACAACCACCACCACAGCAACAGCAACCGCAACAACAACAACAACAACCAUCACCACAGCAGCUACAACAACAACAGCAGCAACAACAUCAAGCUAACUGUACAAUUGCGAUGAACAACAAUAAUUCUACUCCGCCGCCAUCAUCAUCACCUCCAGCCGUGACCCAUCAACUUGGUCCUCGACCCGAGAGCAGUUACUCCGCUUGGAAGAGAAGUCUACAGCCUGGCACCAACUGGAAUUCUUCUAACUGGUCAGCUAAUACACAGUCCCCUUCGUAUGGCGUUGGUCAAAGUAAAUGUGAAAACCAGGAGGCAGUUCAUAGUAUUCAGACCUUGCUACAAUAAGACUCCCACUCCCUCUCUGUCUCAUCCUCUUCCUCCACCUCCUUUAUGAACUCAUUAAAUCCCUCAGUAUUACUACGUCAGCCAAGCAAACACUAAUGAACUACUGAUGUGACAGCAAUGAUGCCAGGGUCAAAGACCCCUAAAUUGAACAGUUUCUCUCAGAAUAUUUAAACUGACAAUAGAGGGGUUGCCUGUGAAAUGUUUUAAAAUCCUCUUUCUGCUAUGCACACACACACACACACAUAUGCAGAGACACACAAACACAUUCCUACAUGCAUAUGUUCAUACAUGGACACAAAUAUACAUGUGUGUGUGUAUACAUUCAAACAUAUAUGCAGACAUGCUCUAAAGUUGUAAUUCUUAAAAGGUAACAUACAGUUUAAUCUCACAAACUAAUCUCUCUCUUGUCUCCACAUACACACUAUGAGUGUGUGUGUAAGUAUAUAUAUAUAUAUAUAUAUAUAUACAUAUACACUCACACACAGACAAACAAGUAGAAAAAGAAGCAAAUACAUUCUGAAGUUUUAAAGUGUUUGUUAGAAGGCAAUAUAUAUAUGUAUGUAUAAUGUAACUUUAUAAACUAGUCUGUCUUGUAUUCACAUUAUUAUUUACACACACAAACACACACGCAUAGAAUUAUGUAACCAAUUAUAUGUAUACAUACACACACACAUGAAGAGACAGACACAACAAAAAAACAGAGACUUGGGGACUGAAUCACUUCAUCGGAACUUCUCAGUGCUUUUUAAUUUGGCUCUUUUUGCAGAAAUUUGUUGAAAAUCUGCCAAAGUUUAAAACCUGGAAUUGAGUGAAGUCUGAGGAAAUCAGGGUCCACGAAAAUCUAUCGGGGAUGAACAAAGUGGUAGCCAUGUUAGGAAGGGAAAAAAAAUGUUGAGGGAUCUCUCUAGGGGAGAUUUACACUGAAGGGGGUAACACUGAGAGAGGGAGAGAGAAGUAAUGGACUUUUGAGGGGGUCCAAUGCAAGUCACAGACAAUUUUAGGAGGAGGGGGGGGGUAGAGUUCAAACUGGAGCGGGGUGGGGGGAGGUUCAAAUGGGUGCAAGUGUGGGGGGGAUGAAGAUAAUAAUUGCUUCAGUUGGCAAGGAAUGAUUUUUCUCUAUAUUUCUUUCUCUCUCUCUCUCUCUCUGUGUAAAAAAUGGCAGGUUGCGAAGUGUGACAGGGCUUGGAACAUGUUAGGCAAAUGUAAAGAAGCAAAAGAGGAAAGACUUUGAUCUGAUCUGUUUGAUACGUAAAUGAUUGAUUGGUUUAUACAUGUAAUAGAUGAUGAUGAUGGUGAUACUCGUGUAAGAAAUUGGGGGGGGGGUUGUAAGUGAUGAUGUUUGAGGUAGGGCUAGAAAGACAUGGAGGUAGUUAGGUCCAGAUCUCCGACAAACUCUACAUGCUACAUUGUUGACCUGUUGAAGCCAUAUUAGCAGAGAUAAGUGAUUAGGUGAUUAAAACUCGUUAUGGUGAAAAUGAUGUAUUUAUGCAUGUAUGAAUUUUUUUCUGUCUUUUUUCUUUCUUUCUUUUUUGCCAAUUUCCAUUUGAUUACAAGUCUUGUAUUUUGUUAAUACACAUUUCAUUGCUCUCGUCUGCUUUAGAAGCUUUCUUCUA